AUGGCUUUUUACCGCUGUGGGCCAACUGCGAUCGGGAGCCGCACCUCGUGGUCGGUGACGUCCCCCAUGGAGUCGAAGGCUUUCGAGCGCCCCAUUAGUGGCAACUUUGACAGGAUCUUUAACGCUUUCGAACGCACUAACGCUUUCGAGUACGUGAGAAGCACGUUCGAGGGCAAGCAGGAGGAGAGGCACGUGGGCCACGGGGACAUAGUGGUCAACAGGAAGAUGUCCAGUAGCUUCGAGAGGGCGGACUGCGCCUUGGCCGCACAGACGCCGUGCUCCGACGACGAAGACUUCUAUAGGGAGAAAAUUCUGUACUCGCAGGCGAGGCAGCUGUUCCCGUUGCAGGAAGAUCUGGCGGACUGGAUCAAUAAAACUAUCGGUAUAACGUACCUGACCGGCGAGAAUUUCUUUGAUGUGCUGGACAACGGUGCGGAGCUGUGCCAGCUCGCUGUGGUCAUCCACGAGCGCGCGCGGGAGGCACUCGACCAGGGGCUCAUUGUUGGGCCAGUACCAGCGAUCCGCGGGCGCUGCUGGCAGCGCGCGGCGCGUCGCAGCUUCUUCUCGCGCGACAACGCGGAGAACUUCAUCACCUUCUGUCGCGACCUCGGCGUGCACGAGAACCUGCUCUUUGAAAGCGAUGACCUUGUAUUGCAUAACCAACCACGCCAGGUGAUCCUCUGCCUGCUGGAGGUGGCGCGGCUGGCUACCAAAUUCAACGUGGAGCCGCCAGGGCUGGUGCAGCUGGAAAAGGAGAUCGCGAUGGAGGAGCGUGACUCGGGGCUGGACUCUGCCAUGUCAGGUGCCGCCUGGCAGUUCCGCGACCACUCGCCAUCGCCCAUCAGAGAGAAAUCAAGAAAAGAGGCGUCGGAUUUAGCUUCUUCGCCGCAACCUAAUGAUAAUCAGCUGUCGGUGCCUGAUAAUGUGGACGCCGAGAGCACCAAGUCGGGAGAUACGGAGAACAGCAGCGACACCGACGUGCCGCUCAGACCCACCAACGAACUGGAUAAACGAGUUCAACUGGUGACGCGGCUAAUGGAACGCGGCUGCAACUGCGGUUCGGGCAAGUGCUCGAAGUUGCUGAAGGUGAAGAAAGUCGGCGAAGGACGGUACAAUAUCGCUGGACGAAAUGUCUUCAUUAGGCUGCUGAAGGGCCGGCAUAUGAUGGUGCGCGUUGGCGGCGGCUGGGACACGCUGGAGCACUUCCUGUCGCGCCACGAGCCCUGCCAGGUGCGGCUCGUGACGCAGGGCCGGCGCGACGUGCUGCCCCUGCCGCCCUCGCCCCCCGUCCCCGAGCCCUCGCCGGGCACCGCGUCCCCCGUCGACAGCAAGGCCUCCUCCGUCAGCGGCAAAACGUCCCCCGUGGACCCCAAGCUCGGCCGCCCGCGCUCCUCGAGCAAGCCGAGCAGCGGCAAAACCUCCCCGCUCGAGCCGCGCCGCACCUCCACCCCCAACAAACCAGCGCCAGUUAGGAAUAGAUCCGCUCUCACCCUCCCGCUCAAGGACGCGGCGGCCGAGAAGUCCCCCGCACCUCGCGCUAGAAAGCAGUCCGCACCCUCCAGCUUCAGCACGCCCGGCACGCCCACCGGCAGGUCGGUCCGCACGCCGCCCGUAGAGCUGCGCAAGUCGCUCACUUCGAACGCCUUAGUUAACACGCCCAAGAAGUCGAGAAGUAUGAGUCUCGCGAACGCUCAUAGAGACGAUAGAAAAUCUUUCUGCGGGACCGACAAGCUGAACCAGGCCAAGAGGAAUGGGAGCGCGAGUGGCGCGAGCACUCCGACCGAGCCGCUCGGAACGCGGAAGACCCGGAGCCAGAGCCUCGCCUCCACUCCCGUCAACGAGCCUAAGAAAACUCUAACGAACGGUUACACGAAGAAGACGCGAAGCAUGAGUCUCGCAGGGCCGGUCGACUUCUCGAAGCCGCUGAACAAGAGCUCCUCCGUCUCGACCAACGGCUCGUUGACGCAGGCCGCUAUCGAGGAGAGCAUCCGAAUCUCUCUGGAAGCGAGCAUAGCGGAUAACACUUCUCCCAAAAAACCCUUUUUACACAUAAAAGCCAAAUACCGUAGUCCCCCGCCCCGAGAGAUUCCGCCCAGAUAAUUGUACCACGGUUCGAUUCCUCAUUCCAUUAGUUUUUAAACUUGACGAUAAUUGUAGUUACUGCGAUAGAGUUAUGUAAGUUACGAGAACGUCGGCGCGGACUUUCCGCUGUGAAAUUUUUGAAUCCCGUGAUCAAAGUUCAAUUAGACAUUAGUUUUCUGGUAAGAUAGUCGGUAAGCGUUAUUUAGAUCUCCUAAGCAAUCUCAUAUUUAUCACCUAGUAGUGGGUAGACGCAAUUAUCAUUACUUUCUAUAAUAAUUCAUCAUUACUCCAGCUACCGGGAGACUAGUCAUAAUGAUUUUUAUAAAUAACUAUAAUCAUAAAUAUUAAAAUGUACUUUUAUUAUCACUUUCCAAUUGCAAUAAUUAUUUGAUUAAUUUAUAAUUUAAUAACAAUUUCGAGUAAUAAUUAGGAGUCUUUAAUAAAUGUAGUUUUGUGUAAAUUAUUUAAUAUUUAUAAUGUUUGCAUGUUGGUAUUAAUUAUUGUACGUAUUUUAUGUUUUGGAGGCACGUUAUUAAUUUGACUCUUCAUCAUUUGGAGAAUUCGCAUAUUAAUAUAACCAUGCAUAUACUAUUUUCAAACACACUUGUAUCGCUUUCGUGUUAUUCAUUGUAUUCUAAUUAUAUUACCAUUUCGGGUAAGUAUCGUAAGUUGUAACGAAACGCGUCCGCACGCACCGAGAGACCUCAGGGGUACAAACUAAGAAAUGUUAAAUGUCCACACAUCAUCUAUUUUCGUACAAUGUAAUGAUAUACAAUAUUUUUGCACUUAGAUAGACUAGCACUAGCUAGAUGCUGAUGUUAUUGAAACUUUACGUAAGAAUCUCACUCAAGCCAAAUAAAUGUUAAUCACGAAUUUUCGCUAUGAUCAGAACAAUAAAUUACCACUUUUCACUUUCACUGUCUUGUAAAGUAAAAUAAAAAUUAAUUAUCAAAAUGAAAUAAAUAUCUUUUAUAUAAAAAGAAAAAGAAGAGCUUAGCUAAAGUUAGCUGAAUGGUGAUAAUUUAAAACAUAUUAUGACUGCCGAUCUACCAAUUUACAAUAUUGUGCCAACAGUUUUAACAUUGUAUAUGGUUGAAAUAAACUUUUUGAUAUUCAUUGCC
This is a messenger RNA of Melitaea cinxia (Glanville fritillary), 3203 nucleotides long. It is a transcript of the gene gas2, whose product is annotated as GAS2-like protein 3. Gene Ontology annotation, cellular component: actin filament. The transcript is spliced from 8 exons. NCBI's taxonomy places the organism in Eukaryota, Metazoa, Arthropoda, Insecta, Lepidoptera, Nymphalidae. The coding region runs from base 1 to 2100 and encodes 699 amino acids. The record is from RefSeq and is a predicted model, not a curated record. Gene Ontology annotation, molecular function: microtubule binding; cytoskeletal adaptor activity; actin filament binding. Gene Ontology annotation, biological process: actin crosslink formation.